AUGCCUGGACUAUUUAAUUCGAAUAAUUCAAAGUUAUUCGACUAUAAACUGGACAGAAGGAAAACAUCGAUAGUUGAUAUAGAUUCCAACGCCCCGUUCGCAGAUACAGACACGAAUUUGGGUCUCUCAUCCAGGUCGCUGGAGAAUAGACUGGAAGCACAUGUUUUACAGAAUAAUGAUCCGUUAAAGGGUAUGUUCGACGAAGGAAUCCUCCUAGAUCAAUGUCUAGAUGACCAUGGAUUGCAAUACGACUGUUCUUCCAGUUAUAUAGAAUCUGUUGAUCCUAAUUGGUUCAGGGAUGAAAGCAAUCACAAGGCACGCAAUAUAACAGAUGCUUUGUCGUUUGUGAAAAAGCUAGGCCAGGGUGUUUACGGUGACGUUUUCUUGUGUCAUCUAAGGGAUAAUCCCUCUAAACAGUUUGCCGUUAAAAGAGUUAGACAGGCGCCUACACCUGUGGAAAAUAUUUUUGGAUUAGAACAAAAUAUAGUAAAAGAAUUACACGCAUUAAGAUCCCUAAAAAGACCUCACGUGAAUAUAGUAAGACUAUAUGACUAUUGCUCCGCAAUUGAAAAUUACACACCAACUACUAAUAAGCAGGGAUAUCCCAUAACUAAUAGUACAAACAAGACAUGUAUCGUCUUUUAUCUCAUAUUUGAGCUUUGUGAUAUGGACUUGAAUCAGUUUGUCAAGGAAAACGCUUCAAAAUAUAAGCCUCAUGAAAUAGAUCUAUUGUCUAGUGCUUUGCAACAUUCAGAUGGAGGUGAUUGUAAAAUUCAGGAUCUUAUAGAUUAUUCUAAAAACUUCUAUCUUAAAAACAAGCUCAAUAAUUCAACCUCAGUUAAAGAUAAGAUUCCAUUACCUGCACUAGACGAGGAUAUUGCCAAGGUAGUUAUGUAUCAACUAUUACAAGGAUUAUCGUAUUUACAUUCCAAUCGCAUAAUACAUCGUGAUAUUAAGCCGCAAAAUAUCCUUUUAAAGAAAUCCAAUGACACUUUUGGUACCUUUGCCACACCUAAAUCUACACAGACAUGGCAAGUAAAAAUAGGUGAUCUUGGCCUAUCCACAAUCAUACCGGCACGAUAUCUGGCAACAAUGACAGAGGAAGUCGUUACAUUAUUGUAUAGACCUCCAGAAUUGUUGUUAGGGGAUUGUAAAUAUACAACAGCUGUAGAUAUAUGGUCAACAGCUGUAACUGUCGGUGAAUGCCUCCUGGGCAAACCAAUGUUCCGUGGUAGGACAGAAUUUAGUGUGUUGAUGCGUAUUAUAUGUACUGUUGGCACUCCUUCGGAAUCUGAAAUUCCUCAGAUAUCAAAAAAACUAAAAUAUUUAACGGAAAAUGUUCCGCGAAUGGAGAGAGAUGUGCAUGAUACUCUAAGGAAGAUGUUUACUGAUCAUUUCGGGAGACAGCUAAUAAGCGACUGUGGCUUGGAUUUAUUUGUAAAAAUGCUACAGUUUCUACCUAAUAACAGGAUAACUGCAGAAGAAGCAUUAAAACAUCCGUGGUUCUCAGAUAUAAGUUCUCUCUUGAGACCUUCCGUCGCUAGGGUUUACACAUCUACUCUGGGAUCACUUUACAAGGGAUAUAAUGAGAUGAUACCCUUGCCAUUCAAGGGUAACGUGGAUGAGUUCAAGAAAAAGCUGAAGGAAAAGCGAAAUAAACACGAAAAAAUCAAUAUAGACAACUUUGUUGCACAAUUUAUAUUCCCAUAG
Messenger RNA from Theileria equi strain WA, 1710 nucleotides. RefSeq names its product protein kinase domain containing protein. The record is from RefSeq and is a predicted model, not a curated record. Gene Ontology annotation, molecular function: cyclin-dependent protein serine/threonine kinase activity; ATP binding. Gene Ontology annotation, biological process: protein phosphorylation. The transcript has 4 exons. Lineage: Eukaryota; Apicomplexa; Aconoidasida; Piroplasmida; Theileriidae. The coding region runs from base 1 to 1710 and encodes 569 amino acids. Gene Ontology annotation, cellular component: nucleus.